Xyrichtys novacula (pearly razorfish) is the source of this 5603-nucleotide messenger RNA. NCBI's taxonomy places the organism in Eukaryota, Metazoa, Chordata, Actinopteri, Labriformes, Labridae. The record is from the annotation of a GenBank genome assembly.
AGUGUUGUGUGGGCGGGCUCACUCUUCGUGGCACUGUCGGGGGGUGGGACUGUGAGGUCCAACAGGAAAAACUAAAGAAAGGCGAGUAUCUUUGAGCAAACGGUAAAUAUUCGAUUAAAAGUCAUCAUAAUGUAGGUCAUUUUGAUUAUUAUUAUGAGUCGAUGUAGCUGCCGGAUGUGAAAAUACUGUGUUGCGGUCUGUAAAUGUGGUGAGACAAGCUUGACAAGGCCAGUUGUCCCGAGAAAGUUAGCAAAGUUAGCAGCUAAUAGUUAGCCUCCUUAGAGGUAAUGGAAACUACUGCUAGCUGUAAGUUAGCACGUCUUAUUUUGAGACAGCUUUUGGACAUUUAAAGGUAUCUUUGAAACAAUAAGCGGUAUUAGGUUGGUAGAUAAUCUGUAAUAGACAGUACUCCAACAUAAAAGGAGGUGACAGUCACUUUAACCCUAAAGGAUAGAGGAAUGACUAGUCAGGAAGUGAAGUUAAAAAGCAGCUUAAAUAAACUAAACAGGGAUAAUUCUCUCAAGUAUUCAAGAAAACCGGAGAGAAAAACGACUCUAAAUGUCAUCUGAUGGAGAAAUAGGAGGAGAAUUUGACGGGUCAAUGUAUCGCUGACAUUGGAGCUUCACUAAAUACUGAAAACAUGACUUUAUUCUUAUUUACAACUGAGUGUUGAGGUUUAAAGUAGGCAAUAACGAUCCUUUAUUUCAACAAAGACAGGACUUUUUAAAUCAUUGUUCUCAGCAUGUAAUUUUACAUUUAUUUUAUAAUUAUUGACCAAGAAGUGAAGUAAGGGGAAGUAAGUGAAAUUUACAUUUCUCUCAGAGCAACGCCACAAAGCGUUUCAUAAAAUAUCUCAAUGAUCAUGAAAAAAAGGAGAAUUUUAACAACUUAACCCUGAACACACAAAAAACUUCAAAACAAAACAUUACAGAGACUCUUUCACUCAGCUGUGUGGUUUGUAUCUUAUUGGUUGUGAGUUGUUAAAGUCAAGGAUGUCUAAAAAAAUGUCAAAAUGUGAACAAUGUAAAAAGAAAUUGGAUUCGACAAAUCUUUUUUUAUUUGUACUUGAAAGUGAACAAAUUAAUUAAUCAAUCUAUCUACAGAGUAAUUGAUUACUGGUAGGUAAUUCUUUUGCUAAUACUUCAACAAUGUCUGUUGAGGUUUUAUGUAAAUUUUGUUCUGUUGAGCCUUUUAGAUUUCAUUUUUUGUUAGUUUUACGUGCUUCAUCACAGAAAUGUUCUAAACCACCUCUGUUGAUCCGUCCGUACAGAAACCACUCAGACUAUCUUUGGUUGAGGUUAAAUCAUCCCUGCAUUAUUACAUUUGUAAAGGACUGUGUUUUGUUUUCAUUUUCAGAUGGCUGCAAUCAGAAAGAAACUGGUGAUUGUUGGUGAUGGAGCCUGUGGAAAAACCUGCCUCCUUAUAGUGUUCAGCAAAGACCAGUUCCCUGAGGUUUACGUGCCAACAGUGUUUGAAAACUAUGUGGCAGAUAUUGAGGUGGAUGGUAAACAGGUAAAUUGAUUAUUUAUUGGCGUUUUUAACUUUUUGCUUAUACUCACAGAAAUCCAAACACUUUAGAAAACUGUAAAGAUGUUUUAUUUUUGUAGAAAAAAGCUUGUUGGAUUUUUUUCAUUGGAGUUAGGAUUUUUGCAGAGAUGCAGAUCUGGGGUUACAAAGGUUUACAAUGCCAAACAUUUUUCUUCUGCAUUAAUGAACACCUAACAUCAGUAGAUCUUAAAGACAGGCUUUAAAUAAACCAUAUCAGUCAUGUUAUCUCAGUGUCACCUCCACUUAGUGCCUGCUUGAUUUAGAAUUUGCCUCUGAGCCCAAAAUUAUAAUGGAAUCACAAGUGCACUGAAUAUCUGAGAAGCCUGAACAAAUUUAAAGAAAAGUUUCGGGCUCGCUGGUUAUUUUUUGUCACCUAAUCUCUACUACGGAGCUGCAUUUGGCAGUAGUUUUUUAAAAACUCUGGAUGGAUCACAGCCAGCUGUUACUUUCUUCUGACAGUUUCUCUGCAAAGGUAAUGCCAUGACUUAAGACCAUUAAUUUACAGACAAACAUGUCAUCCAACUUUGAGAAAUACUGAGAAACGGUAUACUUCGAAAAUGUUAUUUCUUAACUAGAAGAGUUUGUGAAAAAAUUAUCUUUGCUAUCCAUGUCACAAAUUUCCAAAUCCAGAGAAAAGGACCCCUCAAAAAAUCAGAGCUUAUGAUGUUUUUCCUGCGCAGUAAGGAAGUCAGUUCUACAUGAAACUUUGCAGUUAACUGUAGUGCUGGUGUGUUGUAGGUGGAGCUCGCCCUUUGGGACACAGCUGGUCAGGAAGACUACGACAGGCUGAGGCCUCUCUCCUACCCCGACACAGACGUCAUCCUCAUGUGUUUCUCCAUUGACAGCCCUGACAGUUUGGGUAAGAUUUCGUCUUGUUAGCAUUUUUUCAUCAGUGCUAGGUUUUUAUCUGGUCCAUGUUAAACAUUGUGGUUUUGUUCCCUGUGCAGAGAACAUUCCAGAGAAGUGGACCCCUGAGGUCAAACACUUCUGCCCCAACGUGCCCAUAAUCCUUGUGGGGAACAAGAAAGAUCUGCGUAAUGAUGAGCACACACGCAGAGAGCUGGCUAAAAUGAAACAGGUCAGUGAGGCAGGGACUCUGAAACCUAUAUUGAAGCUUAAGUUUCCCAGUUGUGGAGAUAGUCCAUAAUAAGUAUUGGGCUUAUCCUACCAAAGAGGACUAAUUUCAUGCCUAGCUGUGUCAGGCUUAAAUUCAAACAGCUGUGGAUUUUUCUAGGCCAGUAAAAUUUCUUACAGUGAUCAGAUUUUAAAUUUUGAUCAUGGUCAAUAAUUAUUUUUUGUUUAGAGGCACUGAAUGACAGUAAUAUGAUGAUGAUGAUGAUGAUGGCAUUAUUGCUUAAUGAAAGACAGGAAUAAACACAAACUCUUCUGGAUAAUCUGAUGUUGAAGUCAGCAAAAGCAGAUGUGAAGCACAUGUGGUUGAGAGACAGUAGCUGAUGUGUUUAGAGACUGCAUUGCAGCAGAUUUAUAUUUCACUAUCAUGUUGUCUAUGAAGGGCCCUUAGAAUAAACUUUCCUGUGAUGAAUUAGUUCAAUUUCCUUUUUUUGUCCUCAUUGAAUGUUUGUGUUUCUGAAUUUUUUUUUUCUAUCUGGCAGGAACCGGUAAAAUCAGACGAGGCCAGAGACAUGGCGAACCGGAUCAAUGCUUUUGGUUACCUGGAGUGCUCAGCCAAAACCAAGGACGGCGUGAGGGAAGUGUUUGAGAUGGCCACCAGGGCAGCGCUACAGGCCAAGAGACGAGGCAAGAAGAGCGGCUGCCUUCUGCUUUAGAGCAUCAGAUCACUCAGGGUCAACCGGGACGGAGGGGGUAAAAGAUCCCUGCUCCGUGGGCACAGCUGAGCGGGGCAUUCAGGGGAUGUGGGAGAAAAUCAAACCAGGCCAAAGGGACAAAAGGAAGAGGGUUAAAUUCAAAGGAAACAGGGACAGAAAAGUCCAAUGUUAUAGCUUUUAGCUUUUGAGAGUUCAUUAGACCUCAGAUUUAGAGAGUGAUGAGAGGGGGGUAUACCUUAAAAAGUGCAGGAGUGUCAGAAUCAUAAGAAGGUUAUUCGAUUUUCUGAGAGGGGUAUGAUGAUCUCAGAUGGUUAGGUAUUGAUACUAGUAGAGAUCAGGGUAUUGGUGCCUGAAUAACUGUCACAAAUCUGCAAAGGCUUGCUGUGUAACCGUACUUUUCUUUCAGGUUUGUGCUAUCAGUCUAAAAGUUUUCUUCUAGUUAAUUUCCCUGAAAAUAUAGACCAACUUGACUUUAAAUGGACCUUUUACAGAAAUUUGGAAAAGCUUAGUUUAUGUGACUAAAUUUCUGAGCAUGGAUACAUGAUGGUGAUGAGACCAACUUAUUUGAGUGUUUAUCUGAGCUUGUUAUCGACCGCAACAGUCUGAAAAAAGAUUGAAUAAAGCAGACUGUCAAACACACUGUAUACUUUAGGGUUAAAGGGUUAAUAAAAAAGUACCACCCUCUAAAACUUGUAAAACUAGCAGCAAGGCCUUCACUAUCUAAAAUCCCUAAGGACCAGACCUGUGUGUAGAAAAUGGUUUUUUUUAGAAACAACCCUUUAUUUCCCUCAUUUUGGUAAGAAAAGCCUCCAUGUUUCCUGUUUUGCUCUAAUUAUCUGUUGUUACACCUCCUCCAUUUUAACCUGUUGCUUUUAAAGUAAUGUGUAUUUCUACAGCACUGUUUCCAUGACUACACACUGACAGAAUUUCUUUUUAAUACAUGAAAGUCAGACUGAUUAUUGCAGCCACCUAAAUUAAAGCUCCUGUUGCUUUGAAUUUGAAGCCCCCUGAGGACAGACAGGUAAUAACAUUAUAUUUUUUAUCAUGAAUCUUAUCUUAUUUUCAUUUAGCAGUAGGAAGAAUUACUUCAUGAGAAUUUCUGCAGUGGAAAAUAUAGAAAAAAGCUGUGCAGUUUACCACUUAAACUGACACAUAUUCACUGACACUGGUACCAGAAACCAGUUAUCACAACAUGGAAAUAAACAGACCUGUUGCUAAUUGUCUUUGUUUGCUUUUGUAGGUCAUGAAUAGACAUCAGUUUUACUCUGUCUGAUUCAUAACCGGCUAAGAACUGUACCAGUGCAUCAAAGUCCUCAUUUUUUAGAUUCAGAUAUAAAUGGCAAGGAACUGAGUAGUCUCAAGGUAACAAAACAUUAAAAUAAAAUGUCGAACUGGAACACAAUUCUUACAUGUCUAAACAACAGGUCACAGAAUCUGCAGGCAAACAAUGUCAAUAUUCAGAGCUAGCACCACCAAUCUUCAGUCCUCAUGCCUAUACUUGUUACACACACAAUAAUGCCAACCAAAUAUAGCUGACAUACAACUUUUUAUCAACUUUUUAAUCCAGUCUUUUUACUUCCUGCUGGAAUGUCUUUAAAUCCUCCACUCUGUUUUGGUUAAGGUUUAAUUUGAGCUGCAGCAAAAUACACUCCAGCAAUUAAAGUAACGGACGUAGUUGCAAAUGGUGUAAGUGUUGCAACAUAUGGAAGUCUAUGCUUUCUGUACACUUCAAGUUUAUUUACAAAAAUGAACUUAAUAAAUCUGGUAAAUCUGAGCAUCUUGAUAUGAUAAGUAAAUGAAAACUGCAUUUAAGAGCAGUUCUUAUAUAGUUCAUUUGUUACACUUGUGGAAAAAGUGCUGUAGUAAUGCACAUUAAACAGAAUUAAAGCUGUUUAGACAUUAUACUCUUGUUUCUUCUGCUCCCUCUCAGUCGCAGUCGGACUGAUAUUAAAAUACUUGUUUUUAUUUCCCACCUGACUGAUCCUGUUUCUCUCUUGUUUCUCUGUUGUAUUUUAUUUUAACUUUAUGUGAUAUUCUACUGGCUAACAUUGUAUUAUUUGCACACAUCUUGAAACAUAAAGGUCAGUGUGGUAUUUACUCUUUGGAAAAGAAUGUCAAAUCAUAAAUUACAACUCUUAAAAAAUGAAUAAGGAUUGGUUUGAGAGAGGAUUAGUCUUUUGUAUACAAAUGUAUCCUCACGUUUCUCCAGUUGUCUUUUUUAUGUACUCUAAAUGAAAUAAACUGUAACUGCUAAUGACCAAAACUGUC